This is a messenger RNA of Phytophthora sojae, 207 nucleotides long. RefSeq lists its product as hypothetical. The transcript has a single exon. Lineage: Eukaryota; Oomycota; Peronosporomycetes; Peronosporales; Peronosporaceae. The record is from RefSeq and is a predicted model, not a curated record. The coding region runs from base 1 to 207 and encodes 68 amino acids.
AUGAUCUUUCGUAACAGAGACUCAUACUUGGAGACAUUGUACUGUCGAAUCUUUAAGGAUACAUCGCCAAUAUAUUUGAACAUAUCAGUAAGCAAUGCUUUUGGAUCAUCAUUUACAAAGCAACGUACCUCAUCAGUUAAACUAUCGGCUAUUGAUACUGACACAGGAAUAUGCUCGUUAGUAAAGACAGUAUUCUCCCCGUGUUGA